This is a messenger RNA of Vanessa atalanta (red admiral), 3899 nucleotides long. RefSeq names its product N-acetylgalactosaminyltransferase 6 (gene Pgant6). The transcript has 13 exons. NCBI's taxonomy places the organism in Eukaryota, Metazoa, Arthropoda, Insecta, Lepidoptera, Nymphalidae. Gene Ontology annotation, cellular component: Golgi apparatus. The record is from RefSeq and is a predicted model, not a curated record. The coding region runs from base 221 to 2059 and encodes 612 amino acids.
UUCACAAUCAGGUUUCCAAAACAGUGAGCAUAUAUGUAUUAUCUAUGACAGUGAGUGAACUAAAAUUCCAAAGGGAAUUUGUAUCGUAUAAAUAGUGGUAUUUACUGUUUGAAGUACUUUUUAUUUAAUAUCCAUAAUGCCGCAGAUAAUUUGAAAUUUAAAUGCUUGUCUUUAUUAUUAAAGAUAUAUAAACUGUUUUAUAUAGAAUAAGAAUAGACAUAUGAUAGUGAUGAGGCGAUACUUUUUUAGAAUCUUGAGGCUUCGUAACCUUUUAGCCAUCACAUCAUUAGUUAUAUUAUUGUACUUAGUCAAAAACAUCACUGAAAUUAAAUCAAUAGCAGAUGUUGCCAAACCAGUGCAAGAAUCUUUACAAAACAUUUUACAGAAGGAAAAUGAUGAAGAAUACUUUGUGCCAACCAGCUUAAAGAAAAUUGAUUGGCAUAAUUAUCAACAAAUUGAUUAUGAAAGAAAACGAGUUGGUAUCGGAGAACAUGGUCUACCAGCUCAUCUCCCACAGAAAGAUUCUGCAAUAGAGAAGGAACUUUAUUCUGUAAAUGGAUUCAAUGGUGCCCUUAGUGACAAGAUACCUCUUAAUCGCUCUCUACCAGAUAUACGUCAUCAAGGUUGCCACAAGAGAAUGUAUAUAGAAUCGUUACCUACAAUUAGUGUUGUUGUGCCUUUUCAUAAUGAACACUGGAGUACAUUGCUCAGAACUGCAUACAGUGUACUCAACAGAUCACCAACAUUUUUAAUAAAGGAAGUAUUUCUAGUUGAUGAUGCCAGUACUAAAGACUUUCUCGGAAAAAAGUUAGACGAUUAUGUAUCGAAACACUUGCCUAAAGUUAAAGUUAUCCGUUUGGAAAACCGUAGUGGAUUAAUCGCUGCAAGAUUAGCCGGAGCUAAGCAGGCGAGUGCCGAUGUUCUGGUGUUUUUGGACUCUCACACUGAAGCUAAUGUCAACUGGCUACCACCCUUGCUAGAGCCGAUCGCGAUGAACUACCGCACAGUGGUGUGUCCGUUCAUCGACGUGGUGGCGUUCGACACGUUCGAGUACCGCGCGCAGGACGAGGGCGCCCGCGGGGCCUUCGACUGGGAGCUGUUCUACAAGCGCCUGCCCGUGCUGCCGCAGGACCUGCAGCACAUGCCGGAGCCCUUCGAGAGCCCGGUGAUGGCGGGCGGGCUGUUCGCGAUCUCGCGCGUGUUCUUCUGGGAGCUCGGCGGGUACGACGCCGGCCUCGACAUCUGGGGCGGGGAGCAGUACGAGCUCAGCUUCAAGAUCUGGCAGUGCGGGGGUCGCAUGCUGGACGCGCCGUGUUCCCGGGUGGGACACAUCUACCGCAAGUUCGCGCCCUUCCCGAACCCCGGACACGGAGAUUUCGUGGGACGGAAUUACAGACGCGUGGCCGAGGUGUGGAUGGACGAAUACGCGCAGUACCUGUACCGCCGCCGCCCGCACUACUUGCGCAUCGAGCCCGGAGACCUCACCCGGCAGAAGGCACUACGGCAGAAGCUGCACUGCAAAUCAUUCCGCUGGUUCAUGACGCAGGUUGCUUUUGAUCUGACUGCGAAAUAUCCGCCGAUCGAGCCGAAUCCCUUUGCAGAGGGACAGAUCCGGCCGGCGCAGCAGGCGGCGCUCUGCGUGGACGCGCACCGCGGCGCGCAGCUGGACGCGCUGCAGCUCAAGGCCUGCACGCGCGCCGCCGCCGCCGAGCAGGACUUCGUGCUCUCCUGGCACAAGGACGUGCGGUCCAAGAGUAGAAACAUGUGCUGGGAUGUGCCGGAUUCUUCUCCCAAGAGUCCAAUACUUCUUUACAGCUGCCAUCUUGGUGGAGGAAAUCAAUUAUGGAGAUAUCACCCGGAUACGAAACGCUUAAAACACGGCACCAACGACAACUGCCUCGACUGGGACCCGCCCACGCGCGCUCUGUACAUUAAACCCUGCGAUGACUCCUCCCGCACUCAAGAGUGGAUCAUAGACAACGUGGACAACGAGAUGCUGGACAAGUGGGACAGCAUCGCGAAACGAGUCACUGGACCGGUUGAGACGUACAAUGAGUAAAUAAUUUUUUGCCUUUUUUAAUCACUUAGGUGAAAACAAUCAGUUAAUUUAUAAAUCAUAUCGAAACAUAACGCUUACUGAAUACAAGCAGAAACAUUAAUUGUAAACGUUUAUACUAGAUUAUCAGUAUGAUUUAUAAGUUCCUCCAAGUUUUGUCUACUGCCAGUAGCAUGCACUAACUAGAAUUUAUUUUAGAUAGAUAAAGAUUCUUCUAUACUAUAUUCCGGUGGAAGGACGAGUGAAAAUAAACAAACGUAUUCCAUACGAUUUGAUAUACUACCAACAGUUCUUGAUUUAUAUUCAUAGUAUAACUGUUUUCCACACAACUAUGAUAUUGAUUUUAUUAUUAGAAUCAAUAAUGAAUGUCAUUGAAUUUUGAGUAGUUAUAUAAAGUUCAAGGUCAAAGUUUUUUAUGUUUACUCCUCCAGCCAUUGGAAUCGACUGUACAUUCGACUGUUAAAACGUUUAACGAAUAUAAUAUUUUUUAUAUGUAAAAGGCCGCGUUUGGAAUGUAUAUUUUGAAUUUAUAUUUUAAAAGACUAUUUGUAUCGUUAUUUCGACAUGCCCAUUCCGUUCAUCGUUCAAUAUUAUAAUUACAUACAUUAUAAAAACACAUAUAUGUAUUUAAUAAAACUACAUACAUUUUGUUUAUUAUUCGAAUGUACUUAAAAGCUAAAAAGAGAUUAAUGACCUUAUUCUAUUUUAAUCAAAUUAUAUAGAUAUAGAUAGAUGUAGAUAUUAAGAAGAUUUUGUCAAUAUACGUAGAUUUUUUUAUGCCUUGUUAGUAUCUAAUGACAUUAGGAAGCAUAUAAAAUUUAUAUUGAUUGAUUAUUUGAUAAAAAAACCGAUCUCGAAACGGCUAUAAUUUAAUAUAAAUUAAUUAAAAUGUGGAAUUCUAAAGUCAAUUUGUUAGUUACUAGUGUUUUGCUAAUAUGACGGCGUGAUAUUUAUUUAUUAAUAUAGAAUAAAAAUAAAAACAAUGUGUUUUAUAUUGGCUUUUUUUAUAGACAAUAUAUAGUGGUUAGGUGAAUAAUUUAAAAAUUAAUCCCGAAUAUUUUAAAACACCUUGUAUAUCCAAAACUUUGAUUAUUAACCUUUUAUUGGUAAUCAUUUUUAGCACAGUAAUUAUUAUGUAUAACUGAAUUCCUGUUGUUGCAACAAUAUUUUUAUACUAGUUUUUUAAUUAGUCAAGGGUGUCCAAAGUCCUUGAGGCAGUUUUGCGUUGUCUUUGUUAAUAGAGGAUCAUUGUUAAGUUGUGGUAGUUGGGAUAAUAUAUUUAGUAAAUUUUGAAAUAAAAGAAAACUGUAAACUAUUGGUUUAAAGAUAAAUUGUUAGUAUGACGUGGCCCGUGUGAAUCUGCGUCUUUUAAUUUCGUUUGACAUCCCUAAUUUAUUUAUAAUAUAGAAAAUAUGAAAUGAAAAUUACAUAAUAUAAUUUAUUUACAAAAUGUUUAUAUAUUUUAUUGUAUGAAUACCAAAUUAUUAUCUUUUAAUACAACACUAAACUAUUUGGAUUUAUGAACACUACUACUGUAGAUAUUUUUUUAUAGAUUAGUAUUUUAAAUAAUAAAUAAAAAAGUAUAAAUUAAUGAGUAAUAAGUUUUACUUUAGAUGUACUCGUAACUGUAGGACGUAAAUAUAGAGAUGUGUAUUUUUAUAUAUUUGGUUUUAUUAGACAAUUUAGUGUGUUUUAGUCUCGAGAUUGAAUAUGCAUAAAAAGUGCUUGACACUAGUUAAAAGAAAUUUUUAUAUUUUAUAAGCCUUAAAGAUAUUAGUAUAUUUUAAUAUUUUACUGAUAUGAAAUAUUUAAAAAGACAAUUUUAUAUGAAUACAUUAUGCCU